Messenger RNA from Meloidogyne enterolobii, 904 nucleotides. The record is from the annotation of a GenBank genome assembly. Lineage: Eukaryota; Metazoa; Nematoda; Chromadorea; Rhabditida; Meloidogynidae.
UAAUAGAAAUGGUGUUGGGAUGAAAACUAAUUUUUAUAAAAACUUAAGAUUGAAUUCUGGACACAAACAAAAGGAAUAUGAGCAUUUAAAAAUCAAAAUUACUGAUCUACUCACUCAAUACAAAAACUUUGUUAAUGUAAUUCGUAGUAACAAGCCUCAUGGUGAUGCAACACACCAACAAUCAUUUUCAAUAAACAACGGAGAACUCACUCAAUACAAAAACUCAAUACAAAAACAAUCCAAUAAAAUUAUUCCCGACAAAGAAAGUCACACAAAUCCCCAAACAAUUCCUCUUAAUCAACAUGAAGUUGCUGUUAAUAAAUUUUUUGAAAAUUUAAAUGAUAUAACAGCAAAAACUAAAAACUUUGGAAAAAAACUUGUUGAUAUUAAAAAAUAUAUGGAAAAGAAUAAAUUGGUUAAAAAAGAAUUAUACCAAAAUAAUUUUGCCGAAAUAAUCGAGGAAAAGAUGGAAUUUCUUUUAAAAAAUUGGGAGAAAAUAUUUGAGGAUAUUUCGGGAGAUAAAGAAGAUUUCAAAAAUAUUUUCAAGAAUUCAGGACAUCAAUUUGUUGGGUAUUGCCUUUCCCAACGAUUUCUUGAGGCAUUUAAUGAAGAUGGAGUAGUUAAGAUUAAAGCAUUCAUAGACACCAAUUCACUACAAAAAUAUGCUCAAAAACUUGCUAAAAUUGUUAAAACCAAUCCUUUGGAUAUAAAUUUGUACAAAUCAACAAAAGAAGUUAUCAAGAACUAUCUUGAUAAAAAAUGCAACAAAUUUCCAAAUGUUUUGAAAGACUGUCGCGCAUUCAUUGAAAAUAUAUUUCAAAACUGGAAAGGGUAUUGUUCGAUUGAUACUGACAAUUUGGAAUUUGAAAAUUUUGAAGAAAUUCAUUCAAAAAAUGUAAAUUAA